CUUCGAAUAAAACCACUUGCGUACAGUGGAGAAUAUGACAUGAUACGCAUAUAAUUACUUGAUUGCAUAAUAUGAUUAAAUGAUUCUGUUACUUGAACUGUCACGAAAUGCUUUGAUCAACAGUGCUGUGUAUUGCUGUUUUCACUAAAAUAAGUCAACAUAUUUAACCUUUUAUAUAUAGAGUUCAACUCUCAAUGCGUGGCUAAAACAGGACAGAGAGCAAUAAUUCAUAUUAGAUCUAUGAAUAUAUAUGUAUGUUGUAUAGAUGUCAACCAAGUAUGCACAUCCACUGCUCCCUAGUCUUACCUUAUGAACUCCCAAGUGGCUAUUCUGUUGUAUGUGGUGUUUGAUUAUUGAUUGGCACGGCGCAUUGAUGGCGAAGCAGGGCGCUCUAUACAGAGAGCUGAAAGGAUGAGAAGCGCUGGAACGAUGAGACUCCAGUAACUUCUGCGUGACCUCUACAUGACAAAGACGGUCUCCAUCAAUUGUCUGCUGGCUUUAUGUGACUCUUUUUGUGCCUUGGGUCGUUUUUUAUCUUUUGUCUUGUUUUGUUUCUACCAGUCAAAAUUCCUGGAUUGGGUUUGAUUUAGCUUGGUUGAAUAUUAAUUCACCUAUUUGGGCCACACAUAUGUGAUGCAUAUACAUGUUUUAUGAUAUCACGAAAUGUGUAGUUAGCAGGGAUCCUCCCAUGUGAUGAUGGGCAUUAGCCACUGGGUCUCAACACACAACACACACUUUAUUUCAUUUAUUUAUUUAUUUAUUUUUACACAGACCGGGUAUUCAAUCAAAUCAGUUUUAUAUGAUAUCGUUACUGUCCUAAUUGAGAGAUAAUGUGAAGUUUGUGAAAUCAGCUACUAGGUGUGCACAGCUUCUUCUCGGUUGAUGGAGUCCCUCCGCCUCGAUUGGCCGAGCUGGUCACAUGGUAGCCUAACUUUAUUCAGUUGACAGCAAGUAGGAGGGCUUUAUGGAGGGAGGAAAAAAAGACAACUCGAGAAAAAUUAGUAUUUCCUACCUUCAGAAAUUAAUGGCCAUGAGUUCGUACAUGGUGAACUCCAAGUAUGUGGAUCCAACAUUUCCUCCUUGUGAGGAAUAUUCUCAGAACAGCUAUAUACCUGAACAGAGCCCAGGCUACUACAGUCCGUCGCGGGACACUGGUUUCCAGCAUCCCGGCAUCUAUUCACGGUCAAACUACUCUGAGCAGCCUUACAGCUGUAACACUGUCCAGGGCUCGUCGGUGCAGCCUCGGGGUCAUGUGCAGGAUCCAGCCGGCCACCCGAGCCCUUACCCCGCACAGACAGAGCAGUGUCCUGCGGUCCAGAUAUCCGGACCGAGGACUUGUGGACCACAACAAAACACAAAGAGCCAGAACGGGAUACCAGCCAAGCAGCCUGCUGUAGUUUAUCCAUGGAUGAAGAAAGUGCACGUUACUACGGUGAACCCGGAUUACACGGGACCGGAACUCAAACGUUCUCGGACAGCCUACACAAGACAACAAGCUCUCGAACUAGAAAAGGAGUUUCAUUUUAACAGGUAUCUAACAAGACGGCGUCGCAUUGAGAUCGCGCAUACCCUCUGUCUCUCUGAGCGACAGAUCAAAAUCUGGUUUCAGAACAGAAGAAUGAAAUGGAAAAAAGAUCACAAACUCCCUAACACGAAAGGAAGAUCGGCGUCAGCUGGAAAUCAGCAUGCACAACACGCUCAGAAGGACAACCAGACAGAGCUCACAACUUUAUAAGUGGAUAUCUCUCCCUCUCUCCAGAUGUACAGAUGAACUGUAUGUAAUAGACAAUGCUUCUUUGACAUUGCAUGGUAGCAAAUCAUGACAUGUUGGGUACAAGUGCCAAAACUGAUAUCCAGGAGCACACACCAUGACUAAAUGCAGCAUAAAAGCUGCAAUAGGUUAAAAACUCAAAUUUCAACAUUUCCGAUAUUGUAAUCCUUUGUAACAAAAGGCAAAAAGAGUAUGAGGCGUCGAAUGAUGGUUCAAGU
Molecule: messenger RNA, 1989 nt
Organism: Carassius carassius (crucian carp)
Lineage: Eukaryota; Metazoa; Chordata; Actinopteri; Cypriniformes; Cyprinidae
Product: homeobox protein Hox-D4a-like
Exons: 2
Coding region: 965-1735 (256 amino acids)
Biological process (GO): anterior/posterior pattern specification; embryonic skeletal system morphogenesis; regulation of transcription by RNA polymerase II
Cellular component (GO): nucleus
Molecular function (GO): DNA-binding transcription factor activity, RNA polymerase II-specific; RNA polymerase II cis-regulatory region sequence-specific DNA binding
Source: RefSeq, a predicted model, not a curated record